Messenger RNA from Physcomitrium patens, 3091 nucleotides. RefSeq lists its product as uncharacterized. The record is from RefSeq and is a predicted model, not a curated record. Lineage: Eukaryota; Viridiplantae; Streptophyta; Bryopsida; Funariales; Funariaceae.
UUUGCUCCGCCCGCUCCUACUCCAUCACCAUCCAUAAUCUACAUCUGUGAAAGCGCCUCUUCUGCUAUCGACCUCUCUAAUCCCCAAUCCUGCUCCCGAUUCUCAACUCUUCCUCCUCGCGGCCCACUUCUCGUUGCAGAUUUGUUUCUUCCGCUGCGAAGGGGAAGCUUGAGGACGCCGGAAAUUACUUGGGGGGCAAGGCCGACGAUGCCCUGGACACAGCCAGGGAUGUAAGUCGCGAUGCUCAGAACGAGGCCGAGAAGCUGGGUGACAAGGCCGCGGACAAGGGCCGGGAAAUCGAGGGCAGCGCCAAGAGCGCCGGCAGCGACGUCCGUGGCGAGGCUGGGAAUCUGGGCAACAAGGCGCAAAACGCCGUGCAGGACGCCGGCGACUCCCUGAAGGAGAACGCCGACAAGGCGACGAGCUCCGCGCAGCGCAAGGCUGAGGACGUGGGUGACUCCGCUCGCGACACCGCGCACGACUUGAAGAGGGAUGCUCAGAAGGGAGCUGACCGCAUUCAGAACUAGACCGGGGGACCAGCUGCAGCGACGUGUGGAACUAGACGUGUGUGAAUCAAUGUGUAGAGGAUCCUAGAGUUUGUGGAUAGCGAUGUAACGAUGAUUUAGGAGAGUAGUGUAGUGCGGCGAUGAGGUGUAAAUCAUGUGGAUGCCUAACAAAUUUGGAAGAUUGGCAAUGCCACUCAUUUCGGAAAACAUGUGGGUGAAGCGGGGUCGUUUUCUUUGGAUGGAUGUGAAGGUGUGAGAGUGGUGGGUAGUAAGUCGGCGAUGGCGGUGUCAAUGCGCAGAACUGGGAACGGCCAUUGGGCUAUUUGCAGGAAGGACGCUGGGUCUUUCUGCCGCGGCCCACGAGCUGCAAGUCUGGUGGGGUCAGAAGACGUAGAAAAGCAGAGAUGUGUAGUGGGCAGUUCCACAUCGCAAGCGAUCUCUCUCAAGGUUGCGCAGGUGGGCUUCACAAUGGCGACCUUGCAAAGCAGCGACCGAUGGUGUCGAGGACGAGCCACAUGUGUUCAACUUGCACCUGGGAAGGAUCGGAGUUGUGGUAGAUAUCGUAGGGAAUGCCUGCCACGAGUAUUCUUUUUCAAGUCUUGCGAGCAGCCGGGAGCGGGUUCGCGAACUCGAUCGUAGAUGAGAGGAGCGUUUACAUGCGACGGACGUACCCUCAGAGCACGUCGGAACAUGGACGUGGAGGUUGUUGUGUGCUGCGUUGUCUCCAGCUGAAUGGUGUUGGAAAUUGGUCGAGUGUGCUGGGUGAUUACUUUCGCUGUUACAUUUGGGUGCAAGAUACUCCGCGUCGAAUGAUUACAGGUAGGUAGUUAGACUUGAUGCCCAGCGCACGUUGCGUGGAAAUAAUUGCACCAAGCCGUUCGAGGGAGACAAAACGCAUGGCGCGUGCCCGCAGUGACCACGGUGUGAAAUUCAGCCAUGAGUGAGCACCAGCUUUGCGGACUUACGGACUGUGAGCACGACAUCCGCACUCGUGGAAGAGUGCUUUGCAUGAGCAGUGCGUAGCGAUCGCAUUAUCUGGCACUACGGCGGAGAAAGGGGAAACCAAGCAAAUCGAAAAAGAUCGUCGACCACACAUCCACGUCCAAGCUCAUGAAUGCCUAGCGCAUGCAUACACACACUCGUCGAGCAUGCGAGCAGCUCCGAAGACAAACAGCUCCCGCGGCGAGGGACGAAUCUAAUUCUGGUUCGGCAAAGAGCCUUUAUCACGUCGCUGCCGCGGGACACCGCGACGUCCUCCUCGGUGGCGUCCAGCAUCUCACACGCCGCCGAAUUGGCCAUGGGGAACCUCGACUUGGAGGAGCUGCGCGUGUUGCAAUCACCACCACAGCGAAGCACAAGACGUCAGGAGCCCAGAAGCCAAUCCGGCGGGACCCGGUCAAACAGAUCCACACGGGGAUUGCGAUGGACUGGUGGGGAGCAAUUCCCGUGCUUCGAUCGCGUAAGGAAUGAGUCGGGGAGGGAGCUGGGUGAACUUACGGAGACAGUUGAAUUCUUUGGGCACAUUUUUGAAGUUCGUCUCUUCGUCGUACACAUAUCCGUACACGAUCCUUUUGGUCACGGGCUUGUCGCUGCCCUGCGCCAGAGGGGCGGUGGAGGUUUUGACGCCCAGUGGUAUCUCCUUGCCGCUCAGUCCAGGGGGAGAGUGGGGAGUGUUGGGUGCGUUCUGCCUGCCCGUGAUGCCGGGCUCCACUUUGCCCUCCGCCUUCUUCACCAGCGACGCUUUCUUGAACGCAACUACACUCGGUCAACACGGUCAUCACAUCAGCCUGAUCUUACUGGUUUUUUGGUUUUAGUGUUUAAUUCGUCGCAGGACGCUCAUAGGUUCGCUGGGUAAGAAUGUUUAACACACUCAGGAUACUUUUAGGAUGUUUGCCAGACGCAUGGAAAUCAGGAACAUUAGUGUGAAGUCUUUGUGCCUUUGUGACGAAGGCGGUCGAAGUUUAGAUAAGUUUACUUGCAUUGUCAUAUCUGAUCUGCGUUCGAGGCUCACCGUUUCUGAAUUGCACGUUUGUUAGCGGCUUGAGUUUUGAACCAUUUGCCGCCAUCGGAGCUGUCACUGGAGUCCCCAUAUUGAUCCGAGCAUGGAUAGCAGAUGCCUUGGUGUCUUAGUCUUAAGCUUGUGAAAUUUGAACGGAAGAUGCAGUUGCAAACUGUUGUUAGUGCUAUAAAUCAGAAUCACGUCAGUGUAGAAGUUAGUGCUAGCAGCGGAGAUUGAUCUUUGAAUGAUAAGCUGCGAAUUAGUGGUAAUAUAGCAUGCGCGAGCGUCGCACUAGUCGUGAAUGGGCGGAUGCGAAUGGAAAACGGAACUAAGGUUGCACCAGACAGCCUGACGAAGUGGACUGAUGUUGCCGCGUGGCGAGGAUGAUGUCGCGGCUGUGAGGUUUAGAAGCAUGGGAAUCACGUUUUCUAUCAUGAGAAGUUACUAGUGCCAUCAUCUCCAAAGCGUAUGCAGGAGUUCAAAUCUAAUUGCGGAGAAGCAUUUCCACCUUUGAAUUUGUGCACACAAUCCACAUGCAGGGUUGUGGGUCCGAAAACUUUGCUCCACAAGAUGAACCAUUCUUCUU